Molecule: messenger RNA, 2658 nt
Organism: Saccharomyces mikatae IFO 1815
Lineage: Eukaryota; Fungi; Ascomycota; Saccharomycetes; Saccharomycetales; Saccharomycetaceae
Gene: ZAP1
Product: Zap1p
Exons: 1
Coding region: 1-2658 (885 amino acids)
Biological process (GO): regulation of transcription by RNA polymerase II
Cellular component (GO): nucleus
Molecular function (GO): DNA-binding transcription factor activity, RNA polymerase II-specific; RNA polymerase II cis-regulatory region sequence-specific DNA binding; zinc ion binding
Source: RefSeq, a predicted model, not a curated record
AUGGAUGCGUUGACUCCCAGGGACUCUCCAAAGCGCGAUGAUUCGAUGGUCACGACCACAGCCACAGCUGCUUCUGCCAAACCAGAUGCUCCAACCAUGAGCAAAGAAGGCAUUGUCCACGGACACAUUCAUAACUACAAUAACAUGACCUAUAUCCAUGGUCAUCUACAUCACAAUGCGCCUGUGGACGACAGUGGUGUCUUAGUAGCAGCAGCAACAUCUACAGAAGCAGCAGCGACCGCCGCUACUACGGAUUUUGAACCGCGAGCUGGCCAUGAUAUGGGUAGUUGCCAUACUAAUGAGAAAUGUAAAGAGUACGCUGAUUGCCAACAUUUCGAAUUCUUGAACUACCACAAUAAUGCUUCAUUAGCGAAAUAUAAAGAUACCACGACGUAUAACGUUAAUAAUAACUCUUCUACCAACACUUACCAUUCGGCAUUUACCAAUCGUACAAGUACUCUGCAAGAUGCUAAAGGGCACAUACCACGUAGGAAGGAUUCUUGGUUUAACGACGAUUUGAUACUACUGCCCUCGGCAAAGAAAAACAAACUCAACUCACAAUCGGAAUCUGAUGAUUGUUAUUGUACUCCCAAGAUUUUGGAAAUCUGUUGCGACGAAAGCCAUCCCAAAGAUGAGAUUAGUAUAGAACAAGAUAAACUUGACGGAUCGACAAGGAAGUCUAAGCAUGAAGACGUUAACGAUGUUAUAAUAUUCACAGAUGUGAAAAAUGACCACUUAAUGUCGAAUUUCAACGUCCAUGAGCAGUACGACAAUGCUAACGCUCAUGAAGGUCACGUCCAUAAUGGUAAUGUGUCUGAUAGCUUCUCUCAACUGAUGUCCCACUUAUCAGAUAUUGAUUGUGAUCUAACUUGUGAUACCUCAUGCACCGCUACCACGAGCGUGACCACCGGCCAUAAGUCUGCUGAAGAAAACCAGUCAUUAAAUAGUGAUGACUUUUUCCAUAAAUACUGUAAGUUUUGUGAGGAAAAAACGGAUAAUCAACCGUGCUCCAAGCACAUGCAUUUAGACUUCAAGAAACCUCAGCUGUCCCCAAAACAUUCAACUCUACCACUACCUACCAACACUUCGCAAGGCGUAAAUUAUGCUUAUCACGAACAUAUUUUAAAUACAGAUAUGGAUUUGAAGAUUUUGGAAGAUCUAUGUAGUAUAUCUUCCUUAUAUGAAGUACCCUUUGGAAAACACAUAAGUCACCACAACCAUAGUCACGCGGGUGCUGGUGUCAAUGAUGGUGAUUUAGGAGCAGGAAAUCAUGGUAGCGGUAAUCAAACAAUGAAUCUUUUAUUAUCAAGCAUCAACAGAUGCAACCCCAAAAACAACACUAAUGAAAAUAUCGACACCACAGCUGAUGCAACUGCAACCGAUCAUCAACACCAUCAUCACAGAAUACAGUUACAUUCUCACAAACCAAACAGAGCCAGUAGUAUUAGCAAUUCAGCUGGUACGGCGAACAUAGAAACUGACCUAACCAAUAAUGAUUUGAAUGAGUUAAUUUCAAAAGAGUAUAGUUACGAAAGGUUUAGAAAUCAAAGUGAACCACCCUUACUACCUAAAGCCAUUCAUCAGAAUCAAAAAAACCGUAAAUCUUGGCCUACAAAGGAUCUUGAUUCUGCUGAUUUCAGCUCUUUGGAAGACUCAUUAUCUUCUAGCAUCUCUCCUCCCGUACAAACAAUAAGCACCAUAAACUUCAACUGGUGUUUCAAGGAAGAGAAAAACAAUGACCUAAAAUGUAAAUGGAAAGAAUGCCCUGAAUCCUGCAGUUCAUUGUUUGAUCUGCAAAGGCAUCUUUUAAAGGACCAUGUGUCACAGGAUUUCAAAGAUCCUAUGGAACCAUUAGCUUGCAACUGGGAGGAUUGUGAUUUCCUUGGAGAUGAUACAUGCUCUAUUGUCAACCAUAUCAAUUGCCAACAUGGCAUCAAUUUUGAUAUCCAAUUUGCCAACCCAGAUUCAUUAUUGCCUGACGAUGUGUCAAAGGUAAAACACCAUUUACUACAUUGUCCGAACCCACAAGUGCAUGAAGUCCCUAAAUCUGAUGAAGCACCUGAUCUGACGUUAUCGAUAAAUGAUGUAUCAAAUAUACCACCACUCAAGCAACCGGAACAAGUGGUUUGCCAAUGGAACAAUUGCAAUACAUCAUUUUCCAACGCUCAAGAGUUAAACGACCAUUUGGAAGCAGUACACUUAACGCGAGGUAAAUCUGAAUAUCAAUGUCUAUGGCAUGACUGCCAUCGUACAUUCCCCCAAAGACAAAAAUUAAUCCGUCAUUUAAAAGUUCAUUCAAAAUACAAACCUUAUAAGUGCAAGACUUGUAAAAGGUGCUUUUCAAGCGAAGAAACUUUAGUUCAGCAUACCAGAACACAUUCAGGCGAAAAGCCUUAUAAAUGUGACAUUUGUAAUAAAAAAUUCUCCAUAUCAAGUUCUUUAAAAAUUCAUAUAAGAACUCAUACUGGCGAAAAGCCCUUACAAUGCAAGAUUUGUGGUAAGCGAUUUAACGAAUCAUCGAAUUUGAGCAAGCAUAUCAAGACCCAUAAAAAAAAAUACAAGUGCUCCCACUGUCCCAAGAGUUUUGACGAUUUGGCAAAAUUGAACUCACAUGAAAUGAAAUGCUCUUUGGAAAGGAAACCUUAUCCAGAGAAGUGA